This is a messenger RNA of Aedes aegypti (yellow fever mosquito), 982 nucleotides long. Its product is annotated as beta-galactoside alpha-2,6-sialyltransferase 2. Bases 79 to 954 code for a protein of 291 amino acids. Lineage: Eukaryota; Metazoa; Arthropoda; Insecta; Diptera; Culicidae. Gene Ontology annotation, molecular function: sialyltransferase activity. The transcript has 3 exons. The record is from RefSeq and is a predicted model, not a curated record.
CGGCACCGCUCAAACGUCAAAUUAGUGAACUCGUGCAUUGGUCCAUAGCGAGUACACAAACUUCCGUUGCACCAGAAGAUGUUGCGCGACGUUUCGUUGGCUAAAUGUUGCAUGACAUGCUUCGCAGUUUUUUGCCUCGUCUUUACCGCUCAGCUUGAAGCAGUCACACUUUGUUCUGAUGUAGGUAAAAAUCACCAUAUUGACCGCCGAAGCGUGUUUCAAUUCAAACACAAUGCCAGCGAACGUCAGCUUAGAAUGGGCGCGGAAAAACCCUCCAUAGUUAACGAUGAGCGGGAUGCCCCAAGAACUAGACCACAACUUCGUUCCUCGAAAAACUCCAACGUUGCUUUCGAUCCCACAAAGUACGCUUGUGGGGACCCAAGUAUGACCGAAUGUGUUAACAAAACACAAGUGUUCAAGGCCAGGGUACUCUCUGAAUUCAGAAGGAUUUUGAAGGAAUCUUUCGAAGAGAACAACUACUAUCGGGUUCACUACAACAAACCUAUUUUCGAUGGAGAAAGCGAAUUGUGCCGACUGAAACGAGCUGACGUUAGAACCCUCUCGUGGCGUGAUCCCCCAUUCAAUUGGAAUGAAAUUGGCAGCUAUUUCCCGUUGAACCCUUUGUUCAAAGAACGAAAUGCAUCAUGUGCCGUCAUAGCAAGUGCUGGAUCACUGAAAGGAUCGAGACUGGGCGAUUUCAUCGAUGAUCACGAUAUCGUGAUGCGAUUCAAUCAUGCACCGACGAAAGGUUUUGAGGUGGAUGUGGGUUCAAAGACAACCGUGCGGGUGGUGAACUCUCAGGUGGUCACAAAGCCAGAAUUUAAGCUACUCACUGCCAAGCAUUUUAGACACGUUUCGAUUGCGGCCUGGGAUCCGGGAAAGUUCGAUCAAAAUCUAGAAGAGUGGAUUAAAAGCCCGGACUUCAAUUUGUUCGAAAACUUUAAAAAAGUAUAGUGGAGAAGUAUCCUGGAUCAAACUUUCA